Molecule: messenger RNA, 6334 nt
Organism: Bactrocera neohumeralis
Lineage: Eukaryota; Metazoa; Arthropoda; Insecta; Diptera; Tephritidae
Product: myb-like protein X
Exons: 2
Coding region: 379-1200 (273 amino acids)
Source: RefSeq, a predicted model, not a curated record
UGAAGUUGGUCGCCUUGUCGUGGCGAAGGGGCUUAAGUAAGAGUAAAGUGUGCAUCCCAAAGGAAACGCACUCUAAUCUUACGAACUAAGAGGGACACUUUAUAAUUCCCACAAUAGUGAUAUGGAUGAAUAAACCCUAGGUUUUACGCCCAUCUCCUAUUGUGGAAGUAUGAGGAUACCCGAACCAACACCACCCUAAGCCAAGGUGUCGAGGUACCCGUGCCGAGGGCUGAAUGGUCAGCGGGGGGUAAUAAAUAGCUGAUCGCGAACGGUCCCCUCCGAUGCCCGGGCGAGGUCGGAGGUAUAAAAGCCUUCUCUCCGCAUACCGGUUCUGCGGACGAGUGACCAACCCUUUCCGGAUUACUCGUGGGACCAAACAUGAACGAAAACAAUAAUGCAACAACAACAACAACAUCAACUACAACAACCAAAUUGACGACAACAGCAACGACUAAGGACAUGAACUAUCGGAAUCCUAUUACGGAAUCCGAAGAAGAAGAAGAGCUACUUGCCUCCAGCCAGGAGACGAGUAAGAGUACUACCGGACAUACCAACCAAAGUAUACCGGUAGAUACAGCAGUAAAAGCCCCUGAUAUAAGGGUGGAAGCGUCCACCUCCAAGGCUGCCAUGAGCACCAACCAAAGUGCACUGGCGGCUAAAGGAGAAAACAGAAAGAAGCGCAAGAAAUCCCAGAAUCAGCUGAGGAAAAACCGGUACCAGAGGGCAGGCUUCAUACUAGGGAAGAUAGCCAAAGACCAGGCAGCCGGUACCCCAGUUGAUGAGGCCGAAACAAAGCGCCUCAAAUCUAUCGUAGAGGAAUAUGAAGGCUACCUGAAAAGGAAGCAAUCACAACCUCAAGAAGAGAGCAAGCGAGAGAGCACUUCUCAGAAGAGAAAUCGCUCCAUCACAGAAGUACCCGGAACUCAGCCCAAAAAACCGAGGCGAAGCGAAGGUGAACACAGCAGCACAACAACGGCAAGGCAUUUCUGCGAUGUUGCCAGAGAUAGCCUGCAGGUGGCCAUCAUAGACGGAAAUUCCUCCUCUCCGAGCACAAUGCAGGAGAGAUGGGUGGAGAUCGACGUCAGAUUGUCGAGUAUGGUGCUAAGCUAUGUACUCGACAAUCCUGCGGGUCCUCACCCGGAGUUUGACUCUUCUGAGACCCUCAGGGGCAUCAAGUGCAGGCCUCGCUGGAUUUCCUGACAGGUAGUGUGGCUAAAAUUAGCAACGCCUUUGUAGGCCUCCAUUUGAGGCUUAUACCCGCCAAGGACAUUCCGAAGAGACCUCGUGCUCGCAUUUGGUUACCCCCUCUAGAGGAGCCAGGCGAAAAACUCCUGCGGUGCAUUAAGCUGCAGAACAAAUCUAUGCCUAGUAUAGAUGAGUGGCAGCUAAUCAAGGAGGAAAACCCGAAUAAAGCAAGCAAGCCAAUACUAGUGGCCAUUUGUGAUGAGUCCAUUGAGGCUCUGAAGAAGACUGACUACAAAAUCAGCUUCGGAAUCCGCAAAGCCAGACUAAAAAUAUUCCAAGGCGACAAAGCGGCUGACGAAGACGACACGGAAGAGGUCGACGACGCCAGCCAGUUGCUAAAGAAUGUGGGCAUCGAAAAAAACCGAGAUGCCCAAUAACAUAAGAUGCGUGCAGAUAAACCUGCAGCACUCGAAGAGUGCUACAGCGAAUCUGACAACCCUCGUGAAUGAGGGGGGCAUCGACAUCAGCCUAGUACAGGAGCCCUGGGUCAAUGAAGAUACCAUUAAAGGGCUAAACAGCAGCAACCAUAACCUGUUUUACACACGGAACAGAGGUAAACCUAGGACAUGCAUUCUUAUCAAUAAAAGUAUAAAUGCAUUUCUUUGUCCUAAUUCUUGGUCCCGGCCUACUUGGCCCAUGACGAAGACAUACCACCGGCCCCGCUCACCAGACUAGUAGAGGAGAACAGGAAGGAAGAUGUCCUAAUAGGGUGUGAUGCAAACGCAAGGCACACCGUAUGGGGUAGCUCCAGUAUAAACACCAGAGCAUUUUCGCUUUCUGCAACCCGUUUUGACCUCUCGCCACCCUUAUUCACCAGAGGUGGCCAUGAUGUUUUAUUGUGAACGUACACUUGAGGGGGAGGUUAAGGACUGUGAAUGGCUCUUUUUAUACCAUGCAUAAGACACUGCGUUUAGCUUAUUGCCGAAGGCAUGACACUUUAUUUGACUACCAACAACAUGCUUUUGGCGCUAACAGAGGAACGCAAUUGAACGAUGGUUGCUAUGCUACAUAAUUACAUAAGUAUUUAUCUAUUAACUAGAAAAAAAUACAAUUUGCAGUCUUUUCGUUUUAUUUAUUAUUCAAUAUGUGGUGCGUUUAUAAUUUUCAACGGAGUGUUGACAUAUCACAAUUAUUUGUUGAAAUUUUUAUAAUAGGAAUGUAAAAAUAAUAAACUAUCGACUGCAUUUGGCGCUAGUCGGCUUCGCUUCUCAGUAGCAUAGCAACCAUCGUUCAAUUGCGUUCCUCUGUUAGCGCCAAAAGCAUGUUGUUGCUCAACACUUUUCAAUUUGCUGGGCGGCUUACUCGAUAAAGAUUGCUGCAAAUAUAAAAAACCUUCACAGAAUCUUUGAAAGCCACUCAGGCCGCCAUAUCAAAACGUUUAAAUGCAUUUUGAAUGCAGUAAAAAUAACUCAGUUUUGCGGGUUCGUGACUGCUGAUGAAGAAUGAAUCCAUUACGGCAAUCAUAAACUAAAAAAUCAUAGGUGAAAUUUGACCAAUCAGCCAAAGCCGAAUUCUACGAUAUAUUUUAAUUUUAAUUACUCAUAACAGCUUAUGUCUAAAAAGUGAGUUUUGAGAUAAUAAAGGUUUUGUGUCAAACAAAUUCUGUUUGGUUUUCAUAUAAAAUUUUUAGCUACAGAUAAAGAUACACAUUUAUUUAGAACAAAACUGUUAAUAAUUAAAAAAAAAAACUGUUUUAUUAUUAAAUAUUCGAUGUUUUAUACUUAAGGUAUUAUGAAUAAAUUCAUUGGCUGAAAAAUAGAAACCUAACUUAACUUAAGCUACUAUAUUGAAACGAAAAAUAAUUGGUACUGACAAUAAGUCCAAAUAAGGUUGAAUUAAAAAAUGCGGUAGACAUGAGAUAAGAUGAUUUUUUAAGCUUUAUUAGAAAUAUAAGAAUCAAACAAAAAAAUAAUCCAUAAAAAGACACAGUUUUUAUAAAAUAAUAAGUUAAAUUAAAAUUAAUCCACAUUUCGAUAUACAUAAUUAUAUUACCAUAUAUAAGAAAUUACUCAUCGUUUUCAUCAUUUUCAGUUAGAUCAGGGUGAAAAUCUAGCGAUUUCACUGUACUUAAAUUUAUAUAGAACUCUCUAUAUAUUUCAUCAACUAACGGUAGCAUAUCUAACAAAUCUUUUUUUUUUGUUUUCGUUAAUUAGUAUUGCGGACUCAUAACAUAGUUUUAAAUCUUUAAUAUUCACCCUAUUGGUGCCCCGCUUUACUAUAUUUAUAAAAUGGAAUGGUUCUUCUUCUUCAUUGAGCGAUUUUUUAAAAUAAACUUUCCCAAAGUCUUUUGUAAAUCUAAACCACUUGAUCUCAUUCCAAUUAUAUUUUUUGCCGACAUCGUCAAUUUUCCGCCAAGUAAAUAAUUGUUUAGCAGCGUUUCCAGAAUCAUAAAUAUUGCUUUGCUGCAUUUCGAUAACUAAAAACGGGUUUUUCCUUCCAACGGAUCGAACAAAUUGAAACCAAUCACGAGGAUGGUGUAUUUUUAUUGAUGAUUUUUUCUUUUUUUUUCGAUUAGUCCAUGGUCGCUGUCACAUUCCAUGUGAGUGUGACCUGGCACUAAGAAUUUGUGAUUUAUAGUAGUUAUAUUGCUGUCCAUUUGCGCAAAAAUUUCAAACAUUGUUGCAACGUAACUAUUUUUAUUUUGACCUGGACAGCAAUCACUAUAAAAAACUACGUGUUUUGUAUUAGAGUCCAUAUUUUGAAGAUGGUUAAAAACACAGGAAGCAAUCUCAUUUCCUCCUCUUUUUGCUAGAGCUUCAUGCCACAUAUAACAUAUUGCUUGAUUGGUCUCAAGAUCAUGAACAGUUAAAUUGAAUGUCCAUAAUGGUCGUUUGUAAAAAGACAAGGAAGUCCUCAACAUUGGUGUUGGCAGGCAUUGCUGAAGAUCAAAACAAAACAACUUAAGUGAAGCAUCCUUCAUAGCUUUUGCCUUAUCAACUUUCUUCGCGUCAUAUGUUUGUUGUGCUUCACUAAGAUGAUGUGCUUGUUCUGCUUUUAGAGAAUCAACCUCUUCAGGUGUAGCAACUGUUAUCUUAUGUUCAAGUAAGUCGCAUUUGUGGCAAGUAUCAAGCUUGGGUUUUUUAAAUUUCAAUCCCAUUUGAUUAAACAGCCUCGAAAAUGUUGUUAACGCCACAGAAUGGUCGUAUUUCUCGCAAUAUAAGCGAUGCAUUGCUGCCACCGAUAGAUCACUUGGAAGGUAACGUAAUGAUGUAUCACGACGACUAUAGUGCGACUCGUAUGAUGGAAAACUGUUAAUGAAUUCAAUAAUUUCGUUUUGCUUAUUAGAUGAUAAUUUUCUGGCAUUUUUGUGUCUCCACGCAUAUCUGUAAAUCCAGUUCCCUCAAUUUUUGCUUUAACAACUGAUUUUAUGAACUGUUCUGACUCGCACAAAGUAAAUCUAAAGCAUUUUUGGCAUACUGAUAUUUUUUCAGUAUUCACUUCUAAAAAAUAGUUGUAAGAAUAAUCUCUUCUUCUUGGAUUUACAGCAGACUUAAACCGCUUAAUAGUUUUGGUAGUCUGCAGUUCAAUCAACGCAGCAACAGCUGCUCUGCGCAAACGAUAUGACCCGUGUGUCCAAUAAGCCUUAUGUAUUUCUUUUUGCUGGUCAUAAGAUAUUUUAGAAGCGCAGUUUUUCCUGCAAGCUUCCAAUUUACGCAAUACCCGCGCGGAAAUUAAUUUGCCGGACUUUGAAAUGUAAGAUUUUCCUCGUUUCUCAGCUGCUUUGCAAGUUUCCUUGACGAUACUGCAUUAUUCGCAACGCUUGAUGUGUUUUCCUAAAUCUAAAUUUUUAAUAUAUAAUUUCAAGCAAUAAAUGUGUAAGAUCACAAAACUAUUUACAAUAUCAUGGUUAGUUUCACUUAAAAUUGAAUUCUGAUCAACAUCAUCUUCAUCUACGCUGUUAUCAGCAACUACUUCAUUUUCACAAGAAUUAGCAACUGCUGCAUUUGCCGUAUUAUUAGUAUUGAGCUCGAUAUUCGUAUUAUUGUUAGUACAUAAAGUAUCAAUAAAUACAACUUGUAUUUCAGUAUUAUUAUCAGCACAUGUAUUAUCACUUAAUAAAGCAUUCAAUAACUCUGAAGAAACACUUUCGUUAAAAAUAUUAUUAUCCAUUUUUCUACGACACUACUCGCGCCAGCACUGUCUACAAACUGAACACAACAACUUAUGUUUGCAAAAAAAUUCCGUAAGCACACACUAAAAACAACCUACAUGCAGUUAAAGUACUGUUAUAUUUCAACGGCACUUUAACAUAAUAGCCUUAGUAGAGUUAAGAUGUUUUGCAAAAAUGAAGAUUUCAAAUAUCGUAAAAAUUAAAUUUUGUUAUAAGAACGUAUGUUCACUUAAGUAGACAAAAUUAAAGCAGGUCGUUGUAAUAUAAGAGCUUAGUUAAAUAUAAGUUGUUUUUUUAUGCGCUAUAAUUAGAAUCUUCUGUUAGAUAUUCAACUUAAGUGUGUAUAAGUUUUCAUGCACAAACAUUUUAAUAUUGAUUAAACUACCUUUAAAAAAAAUUAAGUGGAAUUAAGAUGUUGUGGCUAAUGUAUUAUUUUCCAAAAAGACUUAAAGUUAAAAUGUUAAUGCGUAUAACUUCAUCAAAAAUAACAUUUUGUAAUUGAAAUUUGGCUGAGUGCUAGAACAUGAAGAGGAGAAUUAAAAUAUGUAACACCAAAAAUUAAUGCUAAUACAGUAAAUACCUUAAUAAUAAUAAACGUAAAUAAUUUGUAAAUAAAUUGUACACCGUAAAUAAAUUGUACAAACAUAUGUACACCCAACUCUUUUUUUACACGGUUUCUUUUUACACGGAUUUGAAGUUACACUGUUGAGAAAAAAAAAUUGUUGCAAAAAAAUUGAUGGUAAGAAAGAAAAUUCAGUUUGUAAUGUUAAUAUUUAAAAACUAAUCUAAAAAAUUUCAAAAAUGAUUGUAAGAAGGAAAACUAAGUUUGUAAUGUAUGUACAUAAAUGGUAAAUGGUAAUACUUAAAAGCUAAUCCUAAAUCCUUAGUGAAAAUUUGUAAAAAUAGAAAGGAAAAAUAUAACUUUUAUUUAUAAAUACGUAAACUUAAAAAAAUAGAUAAAACGAGAUAAAAUAAAUA